This is a messenger RNA of Scatophagus argus, 1230 nucleotides long. RefSeq names its product transmembrane protein 69-like. NCBI's taxonomy places the organism in Eukaryota, Metazoa, Chordata, Actinopteri, Scatophagidae. The record is from RefSeq and is a predicted model, not a curated record. The transcript is spliced from 3 exons. The coding region runs from base 286 to 972 and encodes 228 amino acids.
CAGCACCAGUCUCAUUCAGUUUAAGAUCAGGAGACAGGCAUUUAACCGAGCACCGAUAGACUGGCAGUCAGCAAACGACCUUAAGUUUAGCUAGUCAGCGUUAACUUAGUAACAAUUAAUUGUGCCUGCAGUGGCUUUGGCAAACCACUGAGUGGCAAACAAUUAAAGGAUAGCGUUUAGGCAACUGCAGCGUAUGUAGUUUAAAGGUGGUUACAGUAGUAUAGCUCUGUAUUGCGUCAGGUUGAUCAAGACUCGCGGUAAGAGCUUGUAUGCUAGCUAUUGAAAAUGAUUAGAUUUGCAUCCGUAAGACGCAUAAUUUCAGAGGUUCCAGUAUGGAGAUGUCUUCAUCAGAUAACCAAAGCACCACCCAGAAUAACCUCCGCUGACAGAUCGUUGAGCAUCAAGCCCGUGAGCUGGCCUGCCUCACGUCUUUGUCACGGGGAUUCACGAAGCACCUCAGAGAGGGCCGACAGCAAAGGGGGGUUCAGUUUGAGGGCCCUCAGCCAGUCUCCCAAACCAGCUCUAUAUCUCGGUUUCUCUGGCCUCAUCCCUUUCCUGUCUGCCCCUCUCCUGAUGGCUGCCUCACACUCUUUCUACCCUGAACUGGCAUACGCUCAAGUGGUCUAUGGAGCCUCUAUAGUCUCCUUCCUUGGAGGUGCCCGCUGGGGGUUUGCCAUUCCUGCUGGUAGUCCUGCACAGCCUGACUGGAAGAACUUGGGGAACAGUGUUGUGCCUUCACUUCUGGCUUGGCUGGCACUGGUCUGUAAGGACAAUAUCGCAGAGGGAGCCCUGGUAGUUAUUAUGGGACUGGGUCUUUCUCUGCACUACGACCUGAUCCUGCUACCUGGCUAUCCCUCCUGGUUCAAAGCCAUGCGAACUAUCCUCACUCUGGUCGCUACUUUCUCAUUAGUGGCUACCCUGACAAUUAAACAAUUCUACCCGGAGAAGAAGCUCAACAAAAUUCAGAACUGAUUUCAGAUAAUUCAUACUGUGAGCCACAUGGACUUAUAAAAAAAUGCCAAAUUAAGUGCAGAUCUCUAGACAGUCUGGAUUGUUCAUAGCAACACCAACUCACAGCGGUUAUUUUUAUAUAGUUAUUAUAUUUAAAUGUACAGCAAGACAGACUGAAAUGAAUGAAACAUUCAUGAGAAAACAUUUGUAAGAUCACAUUCUUUGCUGUGAAAAGUACAGAUAAAAGGUUUCUCAAUAAAAUGUAUUUGAAUAUAGAAA